Messenger RNA from Aspergillus welwitschiae, 252 nucleotides. RefSeq lists its product as uncharacterized. Bases 1 to 252 code for a protein of 83 amino acids. The record is from RefSeq and is a predicted model, not a curated record. The transcript has a single exon. NCBI's taxonomy places the organism in Eukaryota, Fungi, Ascomycota, Eurotiomycetes, Eurotiales, Aspergillaceae.
AUGAUAGACAGUGUAGACUGCGCAUCUGCCAAAGAGCAAAUUGGGCAACAUAUAUGGAGAGCAUGGACUUCUUCCUCGAUUCUUCUUUGCUCCAUUCCACCGAGGACAGCAGCUGGUGAAAGUAUACAGAAUUCUACUCUCAGAUUCAGUCAUGCUUCUUGCCAUAUUUAUGACUGUAUGGGCAUUGUCUACCGCCAUGGUGAGCAGACGAAUCACCCAAGCCUUAUAAAGAUACCGGGUGGUUUGAAUUGA